Messenger RNA from Urocitellus parryii (Arctic ground squirrel), 5618 nucleotides. It is a transcript of the gene Pik3r3, whose product is annotated as phosphoinositide-3-kinase regulatory subunit 3. Gene Ontology annotation, molecular function: 1-phosphatidylinositol-3-kinase regulator activity. NCBI's taxonomy places the organism in Eukaryota, Metazoa, Chordata, Mammalia, Rodentia, Sciuridae. Gene Ontology annotation, biological process: insulin receptor signaling pathway; phosphatidylinositol phosphate biosynthetic process. Gene Ontology annotation, cellular component: phosphatidylinositol 3-kinase complex. The record is from RefSeq and is a predicted model, not a curated record.
GUCAGGGUAGCCGGCACUGGCGGGUUUGCUCACACCCCGGCUGGAGCGCCCAGCCGAGCCGAGCUCUCUGGACUCUCUGACCGGCCCUCGUUCCAAAGCUGCUGCAGCUUCGGUUCCGAGCCCCACGAGAACGGAACCCGAAUCCUGGCCCUAGAGGGUAUCGCUCUCUGCAGACCACUGGGACCCCGAAACUUGAACGCAAUUCCCAGUCCCUUUUUAAAUUUUUUCUUUUUUUUUUUUUUUGAUGCCUUUCUUUGUCAUUCCCCAGCUUUCUCGCACCGCGUUUUUUUCCCCCUUUUAAUUCUUCCUUCAGAGGACACAAAAGUGUCUUCCGCGGAAAGAUUUGGAGGCAGCGGGAGCUUUUCUCUUUGGAGAGCGAUUGUAUAGAAAGGAUUUUUGGGAAGCCGCUUUUUAACACCUCUACCCUCCUCCACACAAGCCUCUCUGUAGCACUUUUGAGGAGAAAAGCCCAUAGCUUGAAAGUUCAGGGAGGCAUUUUUCUGGGUGCUGUGGGAGAGACGAGGAGGACCCUGUCUGUCCUCGUCCUGGUAGUUGGCUGGACUUUUACCAGCCAUUGGAAACCCCRAAGUACAUUUCCGUGCGGAACUUUUGUAGAUAUGUAUUUUUAGAUUUUUAAAUAUCAGACCAAAAAGUAUAUAUGCUUUCUAUACAUUUCCUGACGACCUACCCCUGACAGCGCGAUGUACAAUACGGUGUGGAGUAUGGACCGCGAUGACGCAGACUGGAGGGAGGUGAUGAUGCCCUAUUCGACAGAACUGAUAUUUUAUAUUGAAAUGGAUCCUCCAGCUCUUCCACCAAAGCCACCUAAGCCAAUGACUUCAGCAGUUACAAAUGGAAUGAAGGACAAUUCCAUUUCUCUUCAGGAUGCAGAAUGGUACUGGGGAGAUAUUUCCAGGGAGGAGGUAAAUGACAAAUUACGGGAUAUGCCAGAUGGUACCUUCUUGGUCCGAGAUGCCUCAACAAAAAUGCAGGGAGAUUAUACUUUGACUUUGAGGAAGGGAGGCAAUAAUAAGUUAAUAAAGAUCUAUCAUCGGGAUGGUAAAUAUGGCUUUUCUGAUCCUCUGACAUUUAAUUCUGUGGUGGAGCUCAUUAACCACUAUCAUCAUGAAUCUCUUGCUCAGUAUAAUCCCAAACUCGAUGUGAAGCUUAUGUACCCAGUCUCCAAAUACCAACAGGAUCAGUUGGUAAAAGAAGAUAACAUCGAUGCAGUAGGUAAAAAACUGCAAGAGUACCACUCUCAGUAUCAGGAAAAGAGUAAAGAGUAUGAUAGGCUAUAUGAAGAAUAUACCAGAACAUCCCAGGAAAUACAGAUGAAGAGGACUGCAAUUGAAGCUUUUAAUGAAACUAUUAAAAUAUUUGAAGAGCAAUGUCACACACAAGAACAACACAGCAAAGAAUAUAUUGAGCGAUUUCGCAGAGAGGGAAAUGAAAAGGAGAUUGAACGAAUUAUGAUGAAUUAUGAUAAAUUGAAAUCACGUCUUGGAGAGAUUCAUGACAGCAAAAUGCGUCUAGAGCAGGAUUUGAAGAAACAAGCUUUGGACAACCGGGAAAUAGAUAAAAAAAUGAAUAGUAUCAAACCUGACCUGAUACAGCUGCGCAAGAUCCGAGAUCAGCAUCUUGUAUGGCUCAAUCACAAAGGAGUGAGACAGAAGCGCCUGAAUGCCUGGCUGGGAAUCAAGAAUGAGGAUGCUGAUGAGACCUAUUUUAUCAAUGAGGAAGAUGAAAACUUGCCACAUUAUGAUGAGAAAACCUGGUUUGUUGAAGAUAUCAAUCGUGUACAAGCAGAGGACUUGCUUUAUGGGAAACCUGAUGGUGCAUUUUUAAUUCGUGAAAGUAGCAAGAAAGGAUGCUAUGCCUGCUCUGUGGUUGCCGAUGGGGAAGUGAAACACUGUGUGAUCUACAGCACUGCUCGGGGAUAUGGCUUUGCAGAGCCCUACAACCUGUACAGCUCACUGAAGGAGCUGGUGCUCCAUUACCAGCAGACAUCCCUGAUUCAGCACAAUGACUCCCUCAACGUUAGGCUUGCCUAUCCUGUUCAUGCACAGAUGCCUUCACUCUGCAGAUAAAGAGGGAGUGGGAAGAGAGGUGGCUCUCUAGCAUUUUUUUCUACAGUUUUUAUUAGACUACGAUGAGGGCAUUCUUUCUACGUAGACUGCUUGUUUUGCACAAGAAGUGAAUCUGUGAAUGUGAAGUGGAAGUGGAGAGGCCGAGCAGUAGCUGGCCAGGAUGGGGGGAAUCAGGGGCCUGGGGUCUCUGGGACUCAGCUGUGCUGCUGCACUGACAUACUAACCUGGAAGCAGAUGUUGUUUUGGAAAGUCUAUUUCAUUGGGGUUUUUAUUUUUGUUUAGCCAGGCACCCUCUACAGAAACACUAGGCUUGAUGGGGURGAGGGUGGGAGUCGUACUUGGAAACAUCUGAAGAGUCCAUGUCCUCUUUUGUUCUUCAACUCUGAGAAUGCAGCAGAGACAUGGCUCUUUUGGGAGUUYAGAUUUGCUUUAGCAGUUUCUCUUCUCCCCCAAAAGAUGACUGUUUUGGUUCUGUGGUAGGAUGGGAUUUGGUUUAAAAAAAAAAAAACAACCAAAGCAAUGUAGGGAGGUUUGGGAUUUCAUUUAAAGAAUCUAAGUAAGGGGUAAAAAACUCCUUCAACUGAAGGUACUUUAUUUCUUACCAACAUAACUUAGGCUUCAGCGUCUCACUAUCUCCUCCCUCUAAAGAAGCAUUUAUGUUCAGACACCAGCAAAACAAUGUUUGUUGCCAGACUAAGGUCUAAGGAGAGAAAGUGGCACUAGUAGCUAAAUGCAUACUUCUGUACCAAAACUUGAAAAUAAGAAAACUAGAAAUGUGAGUUUUAGCAAACACUAAAACUGGUUGAUGUAUUUCCUUCUGCCCUGCCCUCGUUUCUCAGAUGAGAAAUAGCAUUCUUUUUGUGGGGAUAGUGAGCUUUGAAUCAUAAAACAAAGUUGGUGCUUGUGUGGUGUUUCCCUAGCCUAAAGAAUGAUCUGUUGUUUGAAACUUUUGUAACUUGUUUGUAURAGUAAAGAAAAGGUGCAAUCCAGUGCUUUUAGAUGGCUUGAUAUACCAAAUAAUGAUAUAGAACAACAUUCUUAYGUGUGCUUCCCCAAGUUUAAAGGCCCUGCAAAAAUACUAUAAAUGAUUUAAUUUCCUUUCAUCUACCCCUCCUUUGCUUUGGUAGGGCUCGGGAGCCUACUUGGCUAAGGAGGGGAAUCAGAUUGUGGUCAGGGACACCUCAGUAAAUCACAGACCCAGAGGCCCUGGUGUGCAGGGUGAGGGUCACGCCACAUUACACAUGUGCUUCCAUAUAGUGGUUUUGAAGCUUUUGCAGGGAGAAGAUGGCUUGGAGUUUAGACUGUUAGUAGAAGCCAUCUGGAAGCUUUUGUCUUUGCCUUUUUUGUGAUCCUGCCAUUAGGGCAAUGUGCACAGUCUGCCCUCAUGCUCCAGUGGCUGUAAUCUUAGGCCAGGAAUCUUCUGCUCCAUGUGGCUUAAGCCUUCCAGCUGAGUGAAGCUAGGCGAGCUGAGUGGAGGGCAGGCAUCAACUUCUGCCUCCAUUUUGCCCCACACUCUCCAGUCAGCAUUCAUUUGACAAAUAGAGUCCAGCUGCCUCUAAGCCAAUCCUGGAACCAUAGUGGGCUUAGUGUGAGUCAGCUGUUUUGAGUCCAGAGCUUUGCAGUCAGGUUGAGCUAGUACCUGGAUCUUGGUUCCUAAGGCUAAUAGCUAGGAAAGCUCUAGUUUUGGGGCUGAAAAACAAAUAUUACUUUCCCUGAGCAUUAUCUUGGUGACAAUAUCUAGAAUGGACUAGUAUUAUAUAGACAGACAUAGAUUAAAAGUUUUUGGAAAGACUUCCAGAGUUACUAACAAUGAGGAUUGGAAGGAAAGGGCAUUUCUUUUUGGCUUUUCCUUGUUUACAUUACACUUUAAGGAUUGGGUUGAGAUAGAGACAAGUGAAAUCCCUCCACCAUCAGUUAAGUCCUUUACUGAUAGCUAGCACAUCCUUUCCCCAAACUGCCAGAUUGAAAUCUUGCUGAAAGGUUUACUGAGUAAUAGGAGGCUAAUUGCUGGUGGUCACCCCAGGGUGGCUUGGCAUCUGGUGUUGAACCUGCUCAAGUAGUUACAUGCUCAAGAUUGGGUGCAAGGAAUCCCUCCUAUCAGGUACUAAAAUUUAAUGUGUUCYGAAUGUCUCUUACAAUAAACCAAAAUGGGAUAGCAUACACACAUCUGUAGUGUUGAACAAUGUAUCAGGGUAGUUUGUACCCUGUUGGUCAGACAUUGAGAGUGUGCAGCAUGAGAGCAGAGCACUAUCUUACUAUCUACACUUGGGUUGACUGUGGAGGACUGCUGUUUUUCAUUCCUACAUUCCUCCCUGUCCCCACUUUUUUCCUUUUCUCAUUCUUGAAUUCAUUGUUUUGUGAGAUCUGAAAUCAAGGAUCAUUUGAGAAAUUUUAAGGUGUUUUUUUUCUGACCAGUUGCCACAUGAUUUGCUUGAUUCUGAGCCAGCAUAAAUGGCAUAUGGUCCGUUCUGCUAAAUAGUGACCCCAGUGUGUGUGGCGGGGCAAGCUCACUCCAUGGCUGGGGAGCAGGUCUUGGCCUUUUUCAUAUGAGUAUAGUUCUGUGUCCUGUCCUGUGACCUGGGCCCUGAGAUUUUCUCUCGGCAUCUUAACUGCAUUCUCAUGGAGGCAGAGACAAACCAAGACCAGUGAGGCCCAUUAUUCUCCUGGCUAGAUAAACCAGCCACCAACAUGAAGGCAGCUUGGGGCUGGCUGGACACAGGUCCAAGGCCUACCUUUUUUCCAGGUAGAGCUUUCAUCACUGAACAAGGCUCUCUCUACCUGGCUAGAUGCCAAACCUUGGCCAUGGUUCAGGCCUGGAUAGAUUGCCUGUGUCCUUAUCAUUGAUCUGGCCAAGGAUAAAGACCUCCUAACACCUCUAAUCUUCCUUCUCCCAGGACUUGAUGGGCUUUCCCAUUUACUUUAGACCUCAUAUACCCUGAAGAAGCUCUGAGAACCAAUUUGGUAUCUUCUUUGGGUCUCUUCUUCUUGCUGAAAGGAAACUAGCCCUAUGCAUUCUAUUGAGUGAGUCAAGAAUUACAUUUGGGCAGUUGCUGGUUUCUAGGUUGAUCUCUGCUGCCCAUUAAGACCCCAUCGUAGGCCUCUGUGAGGUUUCAAUGGCCACAGAAACCAGAGGGUCCAGAAGAGACCUGCCUGGCCCCCCAGCUGACAACUGUUCAGCCUUGCUUUAGCUCCAGCCACUUGUGACAACCAACCUUAUUUCCUUACAGAUUCCAGCAUGUGACUUUGGUGCCCUGUUGUUACUUGUGAAAAGCCUAUUCUGUUGUCUUUGAUGUAGUCAAAAUUCAUGUAGUUUACGUAAAAAAAUCUGAUUCACAAGGAAGCCAACUAUGUGUCUUGUGUUGGGACAAUUCAUAAUGUAGUUCCUAGACCACUUUUGCAAAUUGUUCUUGUCACCAAAUGUGUUCAGACAUUGCUGUGCAGUUGUGGGUGAGGGUGGGGGGAAGGUGAGGAAGACAAUUCUGUGGCUUUUGUUUUUUACCUUCCCCAAGAGGGGAUAGUCUGGCCAACUUG